AUGGAAAUGGAAGGGUUCUGGUUGCCCAGCCCUGGGCGAUUCCCUCAGGCCAUGAUGAAAGGGCACUGUGAUGGGCUUUCUGCGUCACUUCUGGAGGGUCCUGUCUCUGCUGCUCUGAGAACCUAUGAGAGGUGGGGCUCCUCAGGGUGCUCCCUGCAGCUGAGACGAUGUCGAGCCUCAGAGCUCCCCUUUGAGAGCAGGGAGCCAGUGAAAGGCUACCUUGCUGGUGUUCCCAGCCAUGUCCGCUGCCUGUCGUGUGGGCCCCACACUGUGGCAGGCUCUGUUCUGAGUGCCAAGAAUACGGGGCAGCAGAAUCACGGCGGCGCUCUCACAGAGCGCAGGACCUCAGUGCUCAUGCUUUCCUGUGCUUCCUCCCCCAGCAACCCAAAGGUUCAGGUGGAGGCCAUUGAAGGGGGAGCCCUGCAGAAGCUGCUGGUCAUCCUGGCCACGGAGCAGCCUCUUACUGCAAAGAAGAAGGUCCUGUUUGCACUGUGCUCCCUGCUGCGUCACUUCCCCUAUGCCCAGCAGCAGUUCCUGAAGCUGGGGGGCCUGCAGGUCCUGAGGAGUCUGGUCCAGGAGAAGGGUACCCAGGUGCUGGCUGUGCGUGUGGUCACUCUGCUCUAUGACCUGGUCACAGAGAAGAUGUUUGCUGAACAGGAGGCCGAGCUGACCCAGGAUACGACCCCAGAGAAGCUGCAGCAGUAUCGCCAGGUGCACCUCCUGCCAGGCCUGCGGGAGCAGGGCUGGUGCGAGAUCACAGCCCACCUCCUGUCGCUGCCUGAGCAUGAUGCCCGUGAAAAGGUGCUGCAGACUCUGGGUGCCCUUUUGGCCACCUGCCGGGACCACUACCGUCAGGACCCACAGCUCAGCAAGGUGCUGACCAACCUGCAGGCUGAGUACCAGGCACUGGCCACCCUGGAGCUACAGGCUGGUGAAGACGAAGGCUACUUCCGGGAGCUGCUGGGCUCUAUCAACAGCUUGCUGAAGGAGCUGAGAUGAGGCUGUCCGCCUACACCAGGACUGACUGGGACGCUGCUGCUGAGGCAGAGGGCACCAGCUUGGGUGGGCUCUUCAGGGGACAUCAGGCAGGAGGAGACACUUCCUGACUGGGGCCUGGCAUUAUCUGGGUGGCACCGAACUGGCCAUUAAACAAAGACAUGAAGGCCA
Tupaia belangeri chinensis (Chinese tree shrew) is the source of this 1167-nucleotide messenger RNA. RefSeq names its product nucleotide exchange factor SIL1. Gene Ontology annotation, molecular function: adenyl-nucleotide exchange factor activity. The record is from RefSeq and is a predicted model, not a curated record. Gene Ontology annotation, cellular component: endoplasmic reticulum. The transcript is spliced from 6 exons. The coding region runs from base 1 to 999 and encodes 332 amino acids. Lineage: Eukaryota; Metazoa; Chordata; Mammalia; Scandentia; Tupaiidae.